Aspergillus costaricaensis CBS 115574 is the source of this 3163-nucleotide messenger RNA. RefSeq names its product putative cell polarity protein. The transcript is spliced from 3 exons. Lineage: Eukaryota; Fungi; Ascomycota; Eurotiomycetes; Eurotiales; Aspergillaceae. Gene Ontology annotation, cellular component: cell cortex of growing cell tip; actomyosin contractile ring. Gene Ontology annotation, molecular function: MAP kinase scaffold activity. The record is from RefSeq and is a predicted model, not a curated record. Bases 200 to 2947 code for a protein of 915 amino acids.
CCAUUCCUUAUCACCCGCCACGAGCGAAAUCCUCCGAUUUUCAGAUACCUAUACUCAGUCCUCAUCAAUGGCCUUGGAGUCGCAACUUCACCCUACCUCGGAUGCAUACUGAUAAGCAUAUUGGCUUUGGACCGACCCAUAUCUCCCCUUCCUGUUAGCGAGCACGGAGCCCCCGGGCCUACCGACAGCAAACCCCCCUAUGAACGCUCCCUCCGGGACUAUGUCGCCUGUCUCCGUGGACGGGAGUGACUGGUCCGGCAUCAAUCAGUAUCAGAAAUCGGAUCCGCCUUUCUCCCCGACCUUCUCGACUCGCAGCGCCCUUGCCACACCUCCUACCUCCGGUGUACCCAGCGGUUCAAAUGGCGCAGGACUGACAAACGGUUCAUCGGGCACGGUCAGCGAUGCCGGGAAUCCCUCUCCCCCGAGCUCGGUGGCAGCGCGAUCGAGUGAUGGUACUUUGUCGGAUCAACGCAGCAAGCGACACAAGCGGAUGGAGGAGGUCCUAGGCCAGCACUACGUUGCCCUCAGGAGGUUCCUUCAUGCGUCCCAUCGUGAUGAUCGAGCAAGCAAGUCAAGCAAAGCCCGCGACAAGCUGCUACGACUCUCCGCCACUCAAUUUCACGAACUAAGUACCGACGUUUAUGAUGAACUGCUCCGGCGACAAGCAGCCAUGCCGGCUCCGAAUCGACCCCCUCGUCCUGAUAUUCCCCCAUUCCUGCCACCACGCAAGGAUUUCCAUGAAAAGCGCAACCAGGCGCGCCAAAAGCUUGCUUCCCUUCAGCACCAGCGUUUUCGAGAUCUCGCGACGGAUGUCUAUACCGAGUUAGAGCGACGGUUUCCUCAGUUUCCUUCUAGGGAAUCUCGUCGGUUGAGUCCGGCUCCCAGCUACCGCGGACGGCCAUCCAAUGGCUAUCCACCGAACGGAUACCCCCCGACGCCGGGAGGGCCGCGUUCGCAGUCUCGUGGCCCUCCGUCUCGAAUGGGCUAUCCCUCUGGUGGACCUCCAGCAAGUCCGAUGUAUCCCCCACGCCAAGGGUCACUUGGUGGGCCGCCGCCAGGCAUGAACGGUGAUGGUCCAAUGGCCAAAUCAUUCCAAAGUAACACUAUUGUCCCGAACAAGAGUACUAUGGUCGAGGACGAUGAUGAUGGAGCAGGUACGGAGGACGAUUAUGAUGCGCGGAGCGAUGCAUUUGCUCUAGAUGCGGUUCUGCAAAGUCGGCGGGGGACAGGGGCUACUCUAGCAGACGCCGACAGAAAGGCUUUGGCGGAAACUCAAUCCCAGGUUUCUGCUUUGCAGGAUAAGGUGAACAAGCUCGAGGAUCUGUUGAAGUCUAAGGAUGAGGAGAUAUCCAAGUACCAGGAAGAUCAGAGCAAGGUUGAGACCUUGGAGGACUUGGUCAAGUCCAAGGAUGAGGAGCUCAUUAAAUACCGAGAGAGUCAAACAACGUCAGAUGUCACUAGCAGCGAACGGCAAGAAUGGGAGGAUCUGAAGUCGGAUCUGGAGAGCAAAAUCUCCCAGGCUGAGGAUCUGAACAGCAAUCUGCAGCUGGAAUUGGACAAGGUUCGGGCCGAGCAUGAGGCCAUUGAAAAGGACCUCCGGAGCCAGUUGGAAGAAGCAUCACGCCAAAGCACUGGUGAUCCAGAGCUGCAAGCCCGUUUUGCUGAUCUUGAGAUCAAGCAUCAAAGCCUGCAGACUGAGCUGCAAGAGCAGCGGUCAGUGACAGAAGAGGUCAGACGGGAGGCAGCUGGCUUCCUGAGGGAGAUGAGGGAGUUGUCCGAGCAAAGCCAGUCUCGGUGGGAACACGAGGAGCAACUUACGACCGAGGUUCACAGAUUGGAGGAACAAGUCAAACAAUGGAAGACCCGCUAUGAGAAGGCAAAGGCGCAGGCAGGACACCUUCGCACAUCAUCUAUCGGGACAGAAAUCCGUUCCGAUGCCGCAACUCUUACGAGGGAUCGUGACAUCUUCCAUGAAAAUGGCUUGGUCAAGGAUGUUCAUGUCGCCAAGUUCCAGAUAUCUAUUGACGAAUUACUACACACUGCACGCCACGAAGAUUACCAUGUCGUGACACGCCAGAUCAAUGCUGUUGUUAUGGCGGUACGGCAUAUGCUGCAGGACGUGCAAGAAAGUCAAGAUCCUAGCGAUGGGUCAUCGGCACUGCGUUCGAAGGCUAUAAGCAAGCUUUCUACCACCGCGAACAAUCUGAUCACGGCAGCCAAGAAUUUCGUGAAGUCCAACGGGCUUUCACCUGUCUCCCUUUUGGAUGCCGCUGCUUCUCAUCUGUCGGCUGCUGUUAUUGAACUCAUACGCCUCGUCAAGAUCCGAUCCACUCCACCUGAUGAGUCCCAUGAGGACGACGACGAUGUUCAGUUUAGUCAGAUGAAGUCCCCGGACUACUUCAGCGUGGCUCCUAGUCAAAGCCGACACAGUCGCAAUGAUUCCGUCUACAGUGCCAUGAGCCCCCCGCCCGACGCUCCCCACGGAAUUUCGGUGGCAGUGCAAGACUACAGCGCGCAAGCCGAGAACCACGAACUUCAGGAGAUGAAGCUUUACGUUGAGGAUCAGACGAAUGGACUGGUUCAGUCAAUCCAAGCCCUCAUCGACAGCAUCCGAGCCGAUCGUGAUUUGACCACGAUUAGCACCCACGUCUCUGCUAUCUCUUCUGUGGUGACGAAUGUUACCUCGUCGGUUCAGCACUUUGUCAAGAGACCAGAGGCUAGCCCGGCUCUUCGACAACGCAUUGAUCCUGUCCUCGAGAUGCUGGAAUACCACAAGCACCGCCUCGUAGGCGCUGCGGCCGAGGGCGAGGCUUCUAGCAGUCCUGAGGGGCUUCGGGAAGUAACCAACAAGCUUCCACCCAUUGCGUUUGAGAUUCCCCGGGUAACCAAGGAGCUUGCUCAUCAAUUGGACCCGGCGAGCCUUGAGGAGGAGGACGAUUUCCGAUAGUCUAUCCGCCUGAGGGUCAUCAUGAUAUUGUUUCUUUCUAGGCUUCUUCAGCCCGAGAAUCGCAGUGGCGUUAUUCUCUUUUCACUUCUAUCUCUUUCUAGCAUGCUGAUUUGGCACCAUGAUACCAACCGAACUGCUGGACCUUACAAUCUCGCUUUCCUUACUUUUGCAGUUAUCACGCAUGACAACGAGCAACCAUGUGGAACGACGUGUUGU